Molecule: messenger RNA, 2265 nt
Organism: Oryzias latipes (Japanese medaka)
Lineage: Eukaryota; Metazoa; Chordata; Actinopteri; Beloniformes; Adrianichthyidae
Product: 5-hydroxytryptamine receptor 3A
Biological process (GO): monoatomic ion transmembrane transport
Cellular component (GO): membrane
Molecular function (GO): transmembrane signaling receptor activity; extracellular ligand-gated monoatomic ion channel activity
Source: RefSeq, a predicted model, not a curated record
AUGCAAAAGGAAACAGCCGGUACGGAGCUUCUCAACCACAAUGCUUGCACAAUCUGUCUUUGUGCUUUUCCUCACCGUUUCAGCUUUAGGCGUCUGGUCAGCCUCAGGUUUCAAUAAGGUUCAAAAUGGGUCACUGUCUUCUGAUAAUCGUUCUCCUGAAACAUCAGAAGAAAAUUGCAGCUACUACAAAGUUUUGGAAUACUUGAACCUGACCAAAGACAAAGACCUGUUUGCCAUGAUCCGGCCUGUUAAAAACCACAGACGUGUAACACGAGUGUACAUCAAAAUGAUCCUUUAUGCAAUUCUAGAUGUGAGAGAAGUUGAUCAAACUUUUGUAUCAUAUGUCUGGAUUUACAUGAAAUGGUUCAAUGAAUAUAUUAAAUGGAAACCCAAAGACCUUUGUGGAAUAAGAAAUUUUACAGUUCCAAAUCAGGUUUUAUGGAAACCUGAUCUGACAAUUGAGGAGAUGAUAGAGAAGGACAAAGCGCCACCAAGUCCUCUUCUUCAAAUAGAUAAUCAUGGUUACGUAGUUUAUAAGAAUGAUCAAGUGAUCAUCAGCACCUGCCAGAUGCACGUUUACAGAUUCCCCUUUGACACUCAGAGCUGUACUAUCACCUUCAAGUCAAUCUUUCACAGGGAUUACGAAAUAAGUUUGUCUGUGUAUACAAACAAUACAGAAAUCACAAAGUGGUCGCGUGACAACAUGCGGGCGCAGUACGAGUGGGUGUUCAAAAACAUAACAGUCCAGAAGAAAACUGAAGACAGUUUGGGCUACAACAAAACAUCAGUUAUUUACACUAUCAGCAUGAGCAGGCGAUCAACCCUCUAUUGUUUCAAUUUUUUGGUUCCCAUCUUGUUUCUCAUCAUCCUGGAUAUGGCCUCUUUGCUCAUUCCGGAUAAUGGAGGCGAGAAACUCAGCUUCAAAGUCACAGUACUGCUCGCUGUGACGGUGAUGCAGCUUAUUCUUAAUGAGAUUCUGCCAUCCUCAACGGAAACGAUUCCACUUGUAGUUCUCUACUGUAUUGGAGUAUUUGGUCUGAUGCUGCUCAGCGUAAUAGAGACAAUUGUGGUCAUGCAUUUGAUGGAGAAAGACUCAGAAUCCCAAGAAAGUGAAGGAGACCCAGCUCUCAAUGCAGAGCAAAAUGACGAGAAAAUUAAAGUCAACUGCAGAAAUAGUCUUACAGUAAUGCAGAAAUGCUGUUUGUCUGCAGCCAUCCACGAUGACGAGACUGAUCAAAACACACCUUCACCCAAAAAGGACAGCAGCAGUCAGCGGUUGGAUGUUUCCUUGGCCCUGGAUCUGUUUUCUCAUGAGCUGGAUGAGGUGAAGAAAACUGUGUCUCUGCUCAGCAGCAGGAGGGAAAAUAUUGGUUACUGGACCAAACUAUCACAAAAAAUCCACAAAAUCUUCACUGUUUUUUAUGUUGGAGGUGUCGUCCUGUUUUUGAUUACUAUUUCUAUGCUGUGGAUCGUAGCAGACGACGAUUAAAAUGUAGUAAACUAAAAAUAAGGGCACUGCAUUGGUGUCCCGACAAGCCAGAAUUGUGCCCUAAAAUUUCUACUUUGGCUGUUUUUAGUCCUUUGUAUAAAUUAUAUUUGCCUCAUUUAAUCCAAGUGAUUACAUCAUCAUCCAUGUAGGUAUUUACUCAUAUUUGCAAGAGGUUUGACGCUGUUCUUCAUUAAUCCUCCACACAAUGAUAUUCAUUAUAAAGUCAUUUAUGGGAAAAAUGAAAAUGAAAUUAUAUUGUAUUUUUAAGUUCUUCAGUUUCUAGUGUGUUGGAGGGAAGUAAGUAGAAGUACUUGUUCAAAACACAAACAAAAACCCAUGUGUGGCAGAAUCAUGGUGUCACUAUUGACUAUGGAAAAAGAUGACAGUUCAUCUGUAAAAUCAAUUCCAUGUUUGCUGACAAAGCAAUCUGUAGUUUUACUGCUCCAAAUUGAACAAUAAAUAAAAACAAAAUGUACAGAUCAUCAAGAAAAUCCAGUUUUCUGGAGGAUUCUUGUCAUCAGGCUAUAUGGAGGAAUUUCCUCCCACCGAGUAACAGUAGAAAACUUGUUUAAUAUAUUGUGUUUCUAUUAGUUUAUUAUGCGCUUUAUCAAAACCAGUCGUUCUGUAAUGUAUUAAAUGCAUUUCAAAAAUAGAUCCCAUGUAUCCAUGUAUAAUGGACUAUUCUGUAAUAUGGAAUUUUUUGGAGAGGACCACAAAUGGAGUACCAAUUGUGUAAAUAAAGCCAACAGAAUAAAGUUUUGAAUGAUCAAAAAUGA